AUGCAUCAAAAUAAUAAUUCUAACAUGGUCAGAGUUGUGGUCUACAUUGGAUUUGUCAUCUAUGUGAUGGUCUUGGCUACAACGUGUUGCUGUCAUCCCGUGACGUCUACUGAAGUGGAAAGCAUAGCUCGACCUACACGACCUAAAACUUUCGGUUCACCAGAUGAAUUGCGUUCGUACCUAGACCAAUUAGGACAGUACUUGGCGGUAGUUUCUCGUCCAAGGUUUGGAAAAAGGAAACCUGCGUUUCCAGUCAUCCCAUCAGCCAUCACAACACCAAGGUUACAACAGUACAUCGACCAUCAACGCGUGCUUAACAAUAUUAACAGAGAAGACGAGGAGGCUUAUAAAUUACAAUACAAACCGGCUGCUAUAAGAAAUUCAAAAGACUUGUACGACAUGUUGUUUACGACACGUCGCGAAAACGGCAAUAAUGACCGCCAUCAAUACUAUUUAAUGCAACAAGAUAUGACGAACGCAGACAUUGGCUUAGAUUAA
Molecule: messenger RNA, 498 nt
Organism: Macrosiphum euphorbiae (potato aphid)
Lineage: Eukaryota; Metazoa; Arthropoda; Insecta; Hemiptera; Aphididae
Source: the annotation of a GenBank genome assembly